Molecule: messenger RNA, 1624 nt
Organism: Chara braunii
Lineage: Eukaryota; Viridiplantae; Streptophyta; Charophyceae; Charales; Characeae
Source: the annotation of a GenBank genome assembly
ACGUGAAGAUGGAGAAGGUUUGUUACAAGCACCAGUCGGGUCCUCUUACGCACAAGUGGCUGGGUCCUCCGCUGUCUCGAAUGCACUUGUACCAUACAAGGCGCCGCUCAACAGAGGAGUGAAUGAUCGUGGGAACGGCGUCAGCGGCUACGGCAACUACAACAAUUUCGGGAACAAUGGUGGUUACAAGGGUGACCAUCGCUACGGCGAGCAGCGGGUUGCGAAACAAUGGGGCGGAGGGUACAAGGAUCGCGAUCAUUCGAGAUGAUCGCUUCGACAAGAUCUAUGGUUUGUUCUCUGAACAGGCCGAAGAGAGAGAGUGGAAGCAGCAGGAAGCUGCCAAGUUAGAGUUGCUUGAGGCCGAGAAGAAAAGGUUACAAGCAGAGGAAGAAAAGAAUGCGCAGGCCAGGAAAGAGAGGGAGCUGCAAGAGACAAGGUUAGGGAAGAUCGUUAGGGUGAAUAUGAAAUCGGUGUGUGAAUCGGUUCUUGGGAAGAAGGUGGAAAUUCCCGAUGAAGAUGAAACGGAAAUAAGCAGGGUAAGGAGGGAGUUAGAAGAGCUGAAAGCGCGGUGUGCAGGGGAGAAGGCGGAAUCCAGUCUGGAGGCACUGAGGCGAGAGAAAGAUGCUCUCCAAAGAGCCCAUUCCAAGAGUAGCGAGGAGGAUAUUCUCAGGAAAGAGAUCGAGGCGUUGAAGGCCAGGAAUGACAAGGGCAGGACUGCCGACUUGGUCUCCGAAGGUUCCAGGAGUAACGAAAUUGCUGCACUCCGCUUGCAGAUACAUGAACUUGAAGUUGUCCGCGCGGCUCUUCAGGAUCACAAUAACGAGCUAUUUACCAGAAAGAGCCCGCCUGCGGAACCUGACAUGGGCAAGCAAAUGAUGGUCCCGAUCGGCGAAGCGGUCUACACCCCCAAGGAUCUGGAUGCUCUUCACAAGGCGUUCAAGAAGGCGCAAGCAGGUGAAGAAAUGGCCAACAGGGAGGUGCAAGCUCUUAAACAGCGUAUGGCACACAUGGGAGCUCACUUGCUGACCAAGCAACGGCAAUCGGCCAGAAGGCCGUUGAUGAGGAAGACGACACCACGAAAUCUAAGACCGACACUCAGCGCCAUCCAGGUUGAGAAUGUUGAAUUGGAUAAAGAGGCCGAUCCGGUCAAGGUGGUUGAUGCCGAUGAAGCUCCUGAAAAACCAGAGGAGGCGCAACUGAGGAAACUGCAAGAGGAGGAAAACGGGCAUUGCGAGCAACCAAGAAGGCUGAGAUGCAGCGCAUGUGUGAGGAGGAAGGGAUUACGUAUAUCAAACUCGAUCAAGCUAGAGCGGAUGUCGGCGAAAUCCGAACCAGAAAAAGAUUUGCACAAUGGCUCAAGGAUCAGGGUCAUCAUGAAGAUGAUGACGAUGAUCAAGAUCUGUAGUAUGCCACCUCUGCGGAAGACGCCAACGACGAGUGAGAAUGCGCCCUGAGCGUAUCUUCCUUGUGGGAAUGAGCAUCUUUCUUUCGAGAUUAUCGUAGGUCUCUGCCUAUGGAUGAAGUUAACUAUUUGUUCCGAUUAAUUGUUAUUCUUUUAAUUAUUAAUAAUCAGAUUCUUUGGGGUUGUAAAUUUCGUGAGUUGCUUUCGCAUUUGCUCCAAAUC